GAAGCCAUACAAGGAUUUAGUCGGGCCUAUUCAUACACUAUCUAAACAAGGAAGUGAAAUUCGGCGAUGCCCCUUUCGGGGGGCAUUCCGAUUUCGCUAGUACCAUCUUUUUUGCCGCGCAAAUCCAGAUUGAGAUUGAGGAAAGGGAGUAAAUAAAGUUUUCGAAUCACUGACUCAGGCCCAUUGUCGAAUCCUACUCAGCAAUUGUCGAAUCCUACUCAGCCAAAAAAAGGGGGUACUUAUGUAUGGCAGAACGGGCCAACCUGGUCUUUCAUAAUAAAGAGAUAGACGGAACUGCUAUGAAACGGCUUAUUAGCAGAUUAAUAGAUCAUUUCGGAAUGGGAUAUACCUCCCAUAUACUGGAUCAAAUAAAGACUCUGGGCUUCCAUCAAGCCACUACUACAUCGAUUUCUUUAGGAAUCGAGGAUCUUUUAACAAUACCCUCUAAAGGAUGGUUAGUCCAAGACGCGGAACAACAGAGUUUUCUUUUGGAGAAACACUAUUAUUAUGGAGCUGUACACGCGGUAGAAAAAUUACGCCAAUCCGUUGAGAUAUGGUAUGCUACAAGUGAAUAUUUGAAACAAGAAAUGAAUUCGAAUUUUCGAAUAACGGAUCCUUCUAAUCCAGUCUAUCUAAUGUCUUUUUCAGGAGCCAGAGGAAAUGCAUCUCAGGUACACCAAUUAGUAGGUAUGAGAGGGUUAAUGGCGGAUCCUCAAGGACAAAUGAUUGAUUUACCUAUUCAAAGCAAUUUACGCGAGGGACUUUCUUUGACAGAAUAUAUAAUUUCCUGCUACGGAGCCCGAAAAGGGGUUGUAGAUACUGCUGUACGAACAGCGGAUGCUGGCUAUCUUACACGUAGACUUGUUGAAGUAGUUCAACAUAUUAUUGUGCGUAGAAGAGAUUGUGGUACUAUCCAAGGUAUUUCUGUGAGUCCUCAAAAUGGGAUGACGGAAAAACUUUUUGUCCAAACACUAAUUGGUCGUGUAUUAGCAGACGAUAUAUAUAUUGGUUCACGAUGCAUUGCUUCUCGAAAUCAAGAUAUUGGAAUUGGAUUAGUCAAUCGAUUCAUAACUGCCUUUCGAGCACAACCGUUUCGAGCACAACCAAUAUAUAUUAGAACCCCCUUUACUUGCCGGAGCACAUCUUGGAUCUGUCAAUUAUGUUAUGGGCGGAGUCCCACUCAUGGGGAUCUGGUCGAAUUGGGGGAAGCUGUAGGUAUUAUUGCGGGUCAAUCAAUUGGGGAGCCAGGGACUCAACUAACAUUAAGAACUUUUCAUACUGGUGGAGUAUUCACAGGGGGUACUGCCGACCUUAUACGAUCCCCCUCGAAUGGAAAAAUCCAAUUCAAUGAGGAUUUGGUUCACCCCACACGUACCCGUCAUGGGCAGCCUGCUUUUCUAUGCUAUAUAGACUUGCAUGUAACUAUUCAGAGUCAGGAUAUUCUACAUAGUGUGAAUAUUCCGUUAAAAAGCUUGAUUCUAGUGCAAAAUGAUCAAUAUGUAGAAUCUGAACAAGUAAUUGCGGAGAUUCGUGCCGGAACGUCCACUUUGCAUUUUAAAGAAAAGGUACAAAAGCAUAUUUAUUCCGAAUCAGACGGGGAAAUGCACUGGAGUACUGAUGUUUACCAUGCGCCCGAAUAUCAAUAUGGUAAUCUUCGUCGAUUACCAAAAACAAGCCAUUUAUGGAUAUUGUCAGUAAGUAUGUGCAGAUCCAGUAUAGCAUCUUUUUCACUGCACAAGGAUCAAGAUCAAAUGAAUACUUAUUCUUUUUCUGUUGAUGGAAGAUAUAUCUUUGACUUCUCAAUGGCUAAUGAUCAAGUAAGCCAUAGACUGUUGGAUACUUUUGGUAAAAAAGAUAGGGAAAUUCUUGAUUAUUUAACGCCAGAUCGAAUCGUGUCCAACGGUCAUUGGAAUUGUUUCUAUCCUUCUAUUCUUCAAGAUAAUUCGGAUUUGUUGGCGAAAAAGCGAAGAAAUAGGUUUGCCGUUCCAUUACAAUAUCAUCAAGAACAAGAAAAAGAGCGAAUAUCCUGUUUGGGUAUUUCAAUGGAAAUACCCUUUAUGGGUGUUUUACGUAGAAAUACUAUUUUUGCUUAUUUUGACGAUCCACGAUACAGAAAAGAUAAAAGGGGUUCAGGAAUUGUUAAAUUUAGAUAUAGGACCCUAGAGGAAGAAUAUCGGACCCGAGAGGAAGAGUAUAGGACUCGAGAGGAAGACUCAGAAGACGAAUAUGAGAGCCCAGAGAACAAAUAUAGGACCCGAGAGGGAGAGGGCGAAUAUGAAAUCCUAGAAGACGAAUAUAGGACUCUAGAGGACGAAUAUGAAACCCUAGAAGAUGAGUAUGGGAUCCUAGAGGACGAAUAUAGGACUCUAGAGAAAGACUCAGAGGAAGAAUAUGGGAGCCUAGAGAACAAAUAUAGGACCCGAGAGGGAGAGGGCGAAUAUGAAAUCCUAGAGGAAGACUCAGAAGAAGAAUAUGGGAGCUCUGAAGAUGGCUCAGAGAAGGAAUAUGGGACUUUAGAAGAAGACUCAGAGGAAGACUCAGAGGAAGACUCAGAAGACGAAUAUGGGAGCCCGGAGGAAGAUUCUAUCUUAAAAAAAGAGGGUUUUAUUGAGCAUCGAGGAACAAAAGAAUUUAGUCUAAAAUACCAAAAAGAAGUAGAUCGGUUUUUUUUCAUUCUUCAAGAACUGCAUAUCUUGCCGAGAUCCUCAUCCCUAAAGGUACUUGACAAUAGUAUUAUUGGAGUCGAUACACAACUCACAAAAAAUACAAGAAGUCGACUAGGUGGAUUGGUCCGAGUGAAGAGAAAAAAAAGCCAUACAGAACUCAAAAUCUUUUCCGGAGAUAUUCAUUUUCCUGAAGAGGCGGAUAAGAUAUUAGGUGGCAGUUUGAUACCCCCAGAAAGAGAAAAAAAAGAUUCUAAGGAAUCAAAAAAAAGGAAAAAUUGGGUUUAUGUUCAACGGAAAAAAAUUCUCAAAAGCAAGGAAAAGUAUUUUGUUUCGGUUCGACCUGCAGUCUCAUAUGAAAUGGACGAAGGGAGAAAUUUAGCAACACUUUUCCCGCAGGAUCUCCUGCAAGAAGAGGAUAAUCUCCAACUUCGACUUGUCAAUUUUAUUUCUCAUGAAAAUAGCAAGUUAACUCAAAGAAUUUAUCACACGAAUAGUCAAUUCGUUCGAACUUGCUUAGUAGUGAAUUGGGAACAAGAAGUAAAAGAGGGGGCUCGUGCUUCUCUUGUUGAGGUAAGAACAAACGAUCUAAUUCGCGAUUUCCUAAGAAUUGAGUUAGUCAAGUCUACUAUUUCGUAUACACGAAGAAGGUAUGAUAGGACAAGUGUAGGACUGAUUCCCAAUAAUAGGUUAGAUCGCAACAAUACCAAUUCCUUUUAUUCCAAGGCGAAGAUUCAAUCACUUAGCCAACAUCAAGAAGUUAUUGGCACCUUGUUGAAUCGAAAUAAAGAAUAUCCAUCUUUGAUGAUUUUGUUGGCAUCCAACUGUUCUCGAAUUGGUUUAUUCAAGAAUUCGAAAUAUCCCAAUGCGGUAAAAGAAUCGAAUCCUAGAAUUCCUAUUCGAGAUGUUUUUGGGCUCUUAGGCGUUAUUGUACCUAGUAUAUCGAAUUUUUCUUCAUCUUACUAUUUAUUAACGCAUAAUCAGAUCUUGUUAAAAAAAUACUUGUUCCUUGACAAUUUGAAACAAACCUUCCAAGUACUUCAAGGACUUAAAUACUCUUUAAUAGACGAAAAUCAAAGGAUUUCGAAUUUUGGCAGUAACAUCAUGUUGGAGCCAUUCCAUUUGAAUUGGCACUUUCUCCAUCAUGACUCAUGGGAAGAGACAUUGGCAAUAAUUCACCUUGGACAAUUUAUUUGUGAAAAUUUAUGUCUAUUUAAAUCACACAUAAAAAAAUCUGGUCAAAUUUUCAUUGUUAAUAUGGACUCCUUUGUUCUAAGAGCAGCUAAGCCUUAUUUGGCCACUAUAGGAGCAACUGUUCAUGGUCAUUAUGGAAAAAUCCUUUACAAAGGAGAUAGGUUAGUUACGUUUAUAUAUGAAAAAUCGAGAUCCAGUGAUAUAACGCAAGGUCUUCCAAAAGUAGAACAAAUCUUCGAAGCGCGUUCAAUUGAUUCACUAUCGCCGAAUCUCGAAAGGAGAAUUGAGGAUUGGAAUGAACGUAUACCAAGAAUUCUUGGGGUUCCCUGGGGAUUCUUGAUUGGAGCUGAGCUAACCAUAGCCCAAAGUCGUAUCUCUUUGGUUAAUAAGAUCCAAAAGGUUUAUCGAUCCCAAGGGGUACAGAUCCAUAAUAGACAUAUAGAGAUUAUUAUACGCCAAGUAACAUCAAAAGUAAGGGUUUCCGAAGAUGGAAUGUCUAAUGUUUUUUUACCUGGGGAAUUAAUAGGACUAUUGCGAGCGGAACGAGCAGGGCGGGCUUUAGAUGAAUCGAUCUAUUAUCGGGCAAUCUUAUUGGGAAUAACAAGGGCUUCCCUGAAUACCCAAAGUUUCAUAUCUGAAGCAAGUUUUCAAGAAACUGCUCGAGUUUUAGCAAAAGCUGCCCUACGAGGUCGUAUUGAUUGGUUGAAAGGCCUGAAAGAAAACGUAGUUCUGGGGGGGAUUAUACCUGUUGGUACCGGAUUCCAAAAAUUUGUGCAUCGUUCCCCACAAGACAAGAACCUUUAUUUCGAAAUUAAAAAAAAAAAUCUAUUCGCGUCGGAAAUGAGAGAUAUUUUGUUUCUCCAUACAGAAUUAGUUUCUUCUGAUUCUGACGUAACAAACAAUUUCUAUGAAACAUCAGAGACCCCGUUUACCCCUAUUUAUACGAUUUAAGUAUACAUAAAGCAAUUUUUUUUUACUUAAAUUUAAACUAUACUUUUGACCUUAGAAUGCUAACAGGUCUGAUUUUCGAUUUUGUAUUUGAAUUUGAAUUGUAUUUGAAUUGUAUUUGAAUAAGUAAAAGAAGUCAGUUAAUUCAUUAAGGCUAUGUUUAUACCGUGUAUCAAUGGUCAAUUAUGAGUAGAAGGUUCCAUCGGAACAAUUAUUAUUUAUUUCAAGCUAUUUCGGCUCUUUCUUAAUCUUCAAAAAGAAAUUAAUUCCGUAAUGGUAAGACGAAAAAAGAAAAAAUAAAAAGGAAGUGUGGAAAAAAUGACAAGAAGAUAUUGGAACAUCAAUUUGAAAGAGAUGAUAGAAGCGGGAGUUCAUUUUGGUCAUGGUAUUAAGAAAUGGAAUCCCAAAAUGGCCCCUUACAUCUCGGCAAA
Sorghum bicolor (sorghum) is the source of this 5236-nucleotide messenger RNA. Its product is annotated as DNA-directed RNA polymerase subunit beta''. The transcript is spliced from 2 exons. Gene Ontology annotation, biological process: DNA-templated transcription. The coding region runs from base 246 to 4808 and encodes 1520 amino acids. Gene Ontology annotation, molecular function: DNA-directed RNA polymerase activity; DNA binding. The record is from RefSeq and is a predicted model, not a curated record. NCBI's taxonomy places the organism in Eukaryota, Viridiplantae, Streptophyta, Magnoliopsida, Poales, Poaceae.